AUGGUCCAACUAGCCCGCAGUGGCUCUCUGAGGAAUGCCACCAAACUACUCAAACGAACGAUUGGUUUGGGGACGAUUGCGGGCGACUCGGAAACUCGCGACCAGGCAGAAGACGCUGGGUCUGUGUCGGAAUCUUCUCUGGGAACGGGCACCUUUGUCAGUGGCCUUACAGAAGAACAACGAGAUGAUUUUGACAUCAAGACACGUGGAUCCGACACCAUGACAUCUCGUUCCAACACCCUGGGGCUUGGCUUGAAGCUACCCAGGUCGCAGUCAUCACCGUCGCAACAACACUCACUACCACCCAAACCAGUACCAAUCAAUCUGACCAGACAAUCGUCCAAGCAAAAGGCGAAACAACUCCUUCCACUGCAAGAUCAGCAGCAGAUACAGGCCACUGGAACACAUUCCGCAUCCAAUUCACAACAACAGAAGCAAGAACAAGAGCAAAUCAAACACCAUCACGAGACCAAUCCCAACUUGGAUUUCGAACCCAUGGCCCCCAAUCUGGAUUCCAUUCCACGUCUACUAUUGGAAGAAGUACUGAGUACCAAUGCCAAGGUUGCGGAGGAUGCUAUUGACCGAUUGGCACGACGAUGCCGGAAAUCGGCGGAGAUACGAGAAGAAGCCUUUCGCGCCGGUGGGCAUGCCAUUGUCAUCAUGGUGAUGCGCCAAUGGAGGGAUAAUGAAGCCAUUCAAGCGGGAGGAUGUCGUUGUAUUACCAACAUGACCUGCCAGUUCCCGGAUGCCAAAAAGUCAUUCGCCAUGAUUGGAGGUGUCGAAUCGACGCUAGUGGCCAUGAAAAACUAUCCCAACUCUCUGCAAGUGCAAGGCUACGGGUGUGGGUCGCUCAUGAAUAUUCUAUGCGGACACACGGAUGAGGGGGCCGAUAGUUCCAUGGCCAUGUCGCGGCGGUUCGUCAAUGAUCUGAAUGGGAUUGCCGUCGUGGUAGAAGCCAUGAAACAAUUCCCACAAGACUCCAAGAUCCAACUGGGUGGUUGUGGCUUGUUUCAAAACUUGGCACAAGAAAAGUCCUUUGUCUACAACAUGAUGCAAGCUGGUGCGGUGGCGGCUGUGGGCGCUUCUCUAGAAACGCAUCCGGGAGACCCCAACAUUAAAAAAGCGGCAGGGUCAUUCAUGAAGAAGGUAUUUGCAUAA
This is a messenger RNA of Seminavis robusta, 1158 nucleotides long. Lineage: Eukaryota; Bacillariophyta; Bacillariophyceae; Naviculales; Naviculaceae. The record is from the annotation of a GenBank genome assembly.